Molecule: messenger RNA, 12980 nt
Organism: Pelobates cultripes (western spadefoot toad)
Lineage: Eukaryota; Metazoa; Chordata; Amphibia; Anura; Pelobatidae
Source: the annotation of a GenBank genome assembly
AUGUCCUGGGGAUAUCAUGAGUUAAACUCGAAACAGACACACACGAUAGACAAGAUCAAACAGACAUGGCACCACAAAUUGGUCCAGACCAUGGCAGUCAGGGAAUGGGAAAGGGCUUUUACAGCACACAACGGGCUCACAGCAUGCACGACGCACCUCGAACUACAGCGCAAAACACUAUAUUGCUGGUACCUGGUGCCUGACAAACUACACAAGAUGUGGCCAGAGAUCAGUAAUUGUGCUGGAGGUGUGGAGUGGGGGUGGGCAUUAUGCUCCACAUCUGGUGGUCAUGCAGCCAACUCAAACCAUUCUGGGACUCGGUAUUACACAUACUCCAGACGAUUCUACCCACACCAUGACUAGACAACCCCGUAGACCUGUCUUCUGUUUCAUGUUACCAAGGGGCAUCCCAAAACAUAUCAGGGUCAUACUCUACCACACCUUAAUAUCGGCCAACUUAGUAAUAUCCAGGUUAUGGAAGAAGACCCAAACCCCGUCAGUGGAUGCCCUUAUUAAACAGGUAGACCAAGACUGGACUUACGAGUUUAUGACCGCAAAACUAUUUGGAACAUGCACAGGCAUCAAAGAAGCCCACAGAGAAUGGGUAGCAAAAACCAAACACACACAUUGAACAGGCCCGUUGACUGACUUCCCGAUCUCGAUCUUGUCAUUUAACAACCAAGUAUACGGUAAUGUCAUGGUUUGUAUCAGAUGGUACCCAGCUAAGAGAAGGUCUAGCUCACCAUAACGAAACCUCUUGGAACUGUUGCAACUCUUCCACACACUGAAAAAUACUGUAACGUGAUGAAAUGUUCACUUCACCCCAUGUGUACCCCAUUGUCCCCUCUUCCUUCCUUCUGUACCCCAAUUUAAUUUAUGAUCCUGAAAAAAUGAAUAACAUUCGAAUUAUAUAUAUAUAUUUUUUUUAAAGUAGCAGUUCAGUGAAUAAAUCUCUUUUCUUUUUUUUUUUUUCUUUUUUUUUUACACUCUUGCUUACAGAAUGCCUCCUCUGGAAAUCUUGCCCCAAUGGUUGGCAAAAAGCCGGAUAUUAUUGUUAUAAGAUCUCAGACAAUGGUGUGACAUGGGGAGAGGCCAGUGACUUCUGCAAUAAAUCAAGCUCCACACUUGCCAUCAUAUCCAGCCAGAAAGUAAUGGUAUGCUGCACUCACGCUAAGUAUUUGCAAUAUAGCCAGCUGUAAAAUAAGCAUCUCCAUUGUAAAGAUUAUCACCAUUGUUAAUAUAUGAGAGAUAUGCAUAGCUAAGGUAUCUUGUAUUGAGAAACAAAUAUUCAAUUUUGUCAAUCUUUAUUUAUCCGUGCCAAGAAAUAACAGACAGGCCUGUGUUGCCACAAUAGCUAAGACAGGUCGAUAUGCACAAGUUACAACAGACAAUAUUAUGGCAUAUGUGAACACUGCACAGUUUUUGGUAUAAUAGACAUGCAUAUACUAGAUAAGUCAGUGGGCAAAAUAGUAUUAAAACAGGCUAUACAAACUGACUACUGAAUAAUCAUUGUAGUUGCUAUUGUCUCUGGGGUGAGAUAAAGCUAAAAAAUACUAGAUCGCUGCCACAGGAACCAACACAUUAGUAAUAUAAAACAAUAGCAUUAAUGGCAUAUAAAGUAAAGAGGACAUUGUCUGCUACCAUCAGGUGGAGAAACAGCUCAGGUGGAAGUCCUCCCAGGUUAGAUCAGCCGUGCCCUUGAGUGGCAAAGCUGAUUCACAGUCAGGGAAGGUUGUGUACCAGAACCCAAGCCUGCUUCAUUAAACCACACACACUAGGAAGCUAUUGCUGUCCGAGUCAAUCCCCUUCUGUAGGGGACAGAGGAUUGCGGUGGUAAUCUCCACUUUGCGUUGGUAAUCUUCUCUUUGCAUGAGUGAUGUAAGGCAGUUAAGACUUGUACGGCUCUCAGCGAGCAGUAGGUUGCAUAGGCUUUCUCUUAUGUAGUUCGCCGUGAGGAGGCCCCUUCAGCUUCACAUGUGUUCGGUUUUCUAUAUUACACGUAGGCAGAUUUGAUGCAUUGCUUCGCUCUAGUGUGAGUCAGAAGCGCUGAAAGAGCUCAUCAAGCCUGUUAAGCUGCAGCAAUGUCCCUGAGUUCAGUUUACUCCCUGUGAAUACAUGAGGAAGGCGUCUGCCAUACUGGAUUGUCAGGAAGUGGUUAGUGAUGGCUCCAUUGUAGUGGGAGGGGCCAGAUAGGGUGUGUUUUGUCAUCACCAAAAAAAUGCCCUGUAUUUGUUCUGCACAGUGCAAGCAAAUUUAAUAACGUGUUUGCUUGAAAUUUGUCUCUGGUGUCUCCAUAAAUGGGAUACCAGGAGACAAAAAUGCCAGCAAAGAGUACUGUGCAUUAUGUGUGUGAAAAGGUGCAGUGUGUGUGAGGGGUGUAGUGUGUGUGUGAGGGUGCUGUGAGUGUCAGGAAUGAAAUGUGUGUGUGUGUGUGUGUGCGUGUGUGGGAGGGUGCUGUGAGUGUCAGGAAUGUAGUGUGUGUGUAUGAGUGUGCUGUGAGUGUCAGGGGUGCAGUGUGUGUGUGUGUGAGUGAGGGUGCUGUGAGUGCCAGGGGUGCAGUGUGUGUGUGUGUGUGUGUGUGAGUGAGGGUGCUGGUGUGUGAAUAUGUUUGGAGGGCUUGUGUGUUGGGAAGGGGGCAGAUUAUUAUCAAUAUAUAUUAAUUUUAAAAAAAUAAACAAGCAUUGAUUGUAUCCCCCCUCCUUUCUUAUCUUUAGCCUGGGAGGGGUGACCAUCCUGCCAUCCCUGGUGGUGCUAGUGGUGAGUGAACUCUAGUCUGUGGGGCUAGAAAUCACUCUUGUGAGACCUGGAGCAUUGCUAUGGCAACGCUCUGGAUCUCGCAAGAGGAACCCGGCGGAGCUGUAAGAUAGAGCUCCACCGGGUUCCUCCCCUGGCUGUCUUCCUCCCCAGCCGGUGGCUGCUUCACACUGCAUGUGGGCCAGUGAUGGAGAUCUUUGAUAGAUAUGUUGGUCUGUUGUUACGGGUUCCUUUCUCUUUCCCACUAUGAUUUGGUUAUUGGUAUUGGAUUUAAGUUGUCACAGUAAGUUUAAUGUACUGUGCAUAUGGACUAAUCCUGAAUAAAAAAAAUGCUGUGUGUGUUAGUUCCAUCUGGAGCUGUGUGUCCUGGUUUGUUAUUCAGGGAUUCCAGUAGCAGGGUCUUUGGAUCUGUUGGGUGGCUGCUUGGUCCCUGGAUUCUGAGACAAGCUAAAAAGAGCUAGAGCCACAAGUUUUUUUGUAAAGGCAGUAGCUGGUUACAGUCUAGGCAGAGGUGUGGAUACAUGACUGGAAAAGGUGCUGAAGUGGCAAAUGCAGAGGGAGUGAUACCUGCCUGGAAGGCUGCAACCUGGUCCAGGGGGGAAGAAGUUCUCAGUGACCCCAGUAAAGAUUUGGCAACUUAGGCUGAAACGUUCCGGGGUCCCUGAAAACAGCUAGAGUGCAGACUGGGUGAAGGUACUCUGUCAGAGUAUGGGAGCUCUGUCACAUUUGGUGGCAGUGGUGGGAUGGCUUCCUAGCUAUUAGGAAAACAUCCAAGACACCACUGGUACUCCUGCAUAUCUUCUGUAACUCAGGAAGAUGGAUACAGAAUCCUCGUCUCAGGAGGAGUUUAAGAGAAAAGUGUCAGAGGGUUUGGCUUUCAUCAGAGCCAAUCUAUCAGCAGAGGUGAUUCAACUGAUCUGGGAUGAUGUGCUUACAGAGAUGGAUCAAGAGAGGUGGAUCUGCCUGGCCAGCCAGGCAUGAAUUGUGGAAGAUGGCAGAGUGUAGUCUAGAUGCCAAACCUCAAAUUUCCAACAGUGACUACAAGAAGCUCGGUCCCAGUACGAUGGCCCUGUCUCUGCAGCUGACAAAGUGGACUGGAGGGAUGCGAUCCUCUGGAACAAUGUCCUUGAGGAGGGUUGGGUUCCCCAGAGAGAAUCCCUUUCAACCAUUAUGCAGGAAUUUGGGGUCAUGUUGAUUUGCAGAUGCCUUUUCUGGGAGAGCACCCCCUGUCCGGAUGUUCAAAUUAGAGGAGGUGGUCUAGUAGGAAUUGUAGCUGGAUGAUGCUUACUGGGCCUUACAGCAAUAUGCAGUCCAGUAGCACCCAUGGCUUGCAAAUGACGACCCACCAGGGUUAGGAUUCUUAAAGAUCGCAAGUCAGCCAGGAGAUAGAGGUAGCUGACCUUUUUCCCCAUCAGCAAAGUUCUGAAUAGUGGUUUAAAAUCCCCAACCCCCUGACCGCUGGCCACCCCGUUCCCUUUCAAGCAGCAGAUUGCAACCCAGUGAGAGAAGCUAGAGAUAGCUGGCCUCCCUCCCCAUCGGCAGAGUGCAACCCAGCAAGAGAAGGAAAAGGUAACUGGCCUCUCUCCCCAGUGGAAGAGUGCAAACCAGGGAGAAGAGGUAGUCGGCCUCCCUCUCCGGUAGAAGAGUAUGAGCUAAUUAAGAAGAGGUAGUCAAUCCUCCCAAGUGGUAGAUUGGGCUAGAGGGAGUAGAGGUAUUCCCCAGUGGCAGCUCACAAUGAAGGGAAAGGAAGUGGCGCUAGUUGGCCUCCAUUCCCUGCGGCAGAUUUCAACCCAGUGAGAAGAGAAAAUUAGCCUCCCUUCCCGUCGACAGAUUCCAACCCACCAAGAGGAGGUAAAGGUAGCUGGCCUGCCUCCCCAGCAGCAAAUCACAACCAAGGGAGCAGAGGGUGUUGGACUCCCUCCAUAGUGGAAGAUACAACGAAGGGAACGGAGGAUGUGGGCAGUUGGCUUCCCUCCCCAACAGAACAACAGACCAAGACAGGGAAGACAUAUAAAUGAUAAAUGUGUAAAGUUCCACCAUUUUAAGGUACAUGCAUUAAUUCUCACUUUAUAAAUAGAGACAAAGCUUUUGUAGCGCAUGCGAGGUACCACUAUCAAACACCACCAACAGACACACCUCACGACAUACAAAUUAAACUGACACACACGAGAAAAAAAAAGUAAAAGAGGCCUGUUAAUGUUGUAUGAUUGUACUAGUUCAUGUUAUAUGGUUUUUGUUUGAUCACAAAGUAAUGAGUGAAAAUGUCAACCUUGUAAACUUUCCUCAAAAAGCUUUUAUAGAUGACAACGUUCUUAAAAUGCAGAUGGUAUAUUAAACUAAUUUUCUUCUUAGACUGCCUUAUAUUCACUUCUGAAUGACAAACAAAGAUACUGGAUAGGUCUUCAAAAAGAUAAUGGCACCAAUGUGUGGAAGUGGCAGGAUGGAACAAAGUUGACCUUUACGUAAGUAUGACCUUUAAAUCACACCCAACACAAUUGUAUAUAUUAUUUUCUUCUUAUAAAUCACAUGCAUAGUAAGUAAUAUAUAAUUUAUAAAGUGUGUUCUCUCCUUGGAGAAAUUGUUGCAUGAUAAGAGUAACUGAUUAGGAAAUAGGUUAUUUAUGGCAUGGAAUAGAAAAUAAAUUCCAAAAAUUAAGGUUAAGGUUGGAGGCAAGAAAGGAAUCUAGAAUGAGUGAAUGGGAAUGCAUUCAAUCUGAUAAAGUAAAACCCAAUGUAUGUUGGUAAUUAAUAACACAUAUUAUCCUGGGAAGCACUGGGUGUCUGUCUUAAGCCUUGGCUUUAGAAAGACACCCAGUGAGUCAAAACAUUGCCUUUCUGUGAUGACUGAAUAAAACACUUUUGCACUAAACUUUUAUGAGUGCUCAGGUUUUUCUUAUAUUUAUACCCUAUAGUCUUGUGGGACCAGGACCUUACCCGCAGGACAGGCAGCCAACAUUGGCAAAUUUAAUUUUUGUUCCAUUCAUUUGAUUCUACAUAUUAUCCUGGGCUUUUUGAAAGAGUUAAUAUUUUUAGAUACACUUUUACAAUUAUUUCAUAUUUUUAGAAUAUUUUAAUAUCGUAAUAUUUUGAUAUUUUUGAUAAAUUUAUAUAUUUUUUAAUUUAAUGUAUUGUUUUAUACCUUAAUAUUUUGAAAAACAUAAUUUGAAAAGUUUAUCCAAUUUUUUUUUUAUCAUAUUAAAUCUAGACCGCUAUAUUUACUUUAACAUGUUUAUUUUUAUAUACUGCAUUCCAAUCAACAUUAUUAUCAAUGAUAUUUCAAGUCUUAAAUCCUCAGAAGAAGAGGUAGAUUUGGAAAUCUGCCUACUUCACCUUAUCCAAUCUCUUCUUGCCUUUCCCUCCAUUAAUAACUUACACUACUAACUAAAGUUUACCUUUUUUCAAUGUACCAUGCUUAUUGGAAAGCAUUGGCACGGAGAUGUGUGACAUGAUAGAUAUGGUCAGUUGGUACAUGUAGCGGAGCGCUAGUCCCGACCAGGACUUUUCUUCACUGGAUUCCUUGGUAACUAGAACUCAGGAAAAAGGAGCUUAAAAGUGAAUAGCUCUCCUACUCCCCAGUAACUGGACGACACAUAGUUCUGGGAGUGCAACUAAGAUUUAUUGAGCCGCACUUGGCUUUUUAUGCACAGAACCCCAGCAGGGGGUCUCCAUUCAACACAACAUAAACCCCUCCCAAGCGUCCCUGUGUCUGGGAGAUAAUUGAGUCAAAGACCAGUAACUCAACUCAAUUAUCUCUUAGUUACAGGGAACUGUGACGAAGUGCCCUUCGCCACUUGUGCCUGGAGGGGACUACUGGCUAGCCUCCUGCCUUCCGACUAUGGCCCCUGUGCUGAUAGCUGUAUUUUACCCUGCAGAAAGGUAUAUUUGUGUAUUUCUGCCGGGGCGUUAGGGACUUUCAGUAUGUGAGUAAUGCUACCCCAAAUAGCUAUAUCAUGGAGCCUAUUUGUGUAACUAAAGACUAUGGAAAAAACUUUGGCUCCAUGGCGAUUGAACUGUAUGUAUGUGAUCUGAGCACCAUUCGGUCAUAAUGUGCACUCAGAUCUAAGCUAUCUGGGGAUAUGUUGCAUGUAUAUGUUUAAUGUAGUAAUUGUAACAUUAUGUAAUUUUAUGUCUUUUUGCAACCAUGUGGUUAAUGGAGUCUUGCCUCUGUCCUGGGAGAUAAUUUGAUUACUUCCCAAUUAUCUCCAGGAUAGAGAGGAGGGAUUGUGAUGCCACUGUGGGAGUGUUUUGUUUGUAUUGUCUGUGAUUGGCUAAUAUCCAAUACGUGUCCCAUUGUUCCAUCAGGUCCCCUGGGGGAGUGUCCACCUGGUGGACACUUGCAUAAAUACCGGGCAGGUAGCCCUCAAUAAACCAGACCUACUUGCCCCUUUCUUCAAGCCUUGGAUCAUGCUUGGAGGAAGGGAUACCUACACUCUGGGGAUUGCUUUAAUCACUUACUCCCCAGAGUCACUUACUCCCCAGAGUAAGCUCUUGUAAGAGCUUGAUUUGUUCCUGAUACGCUCUCUGGAUUUAGGAGAGGUUCACCCACUGGGAGCUGGAUCCUGGUCGUGGAUCCAGGGUGAGUGAGAGACGGCGAGACCCCCGCAACUCCAGGGAGUGUGUUGUAGUUGGAAGAAGGGGCUAGGGUAGGGGACUGGCAUUAUAUUGCAUGUUGGAGUGGAGGCUGCAUGGUGCCUAGCAUGAGAUGAGUUUCGGGGCUUAAUAGUUGUCAGUCUUGAGAUGCUAGUGGGCUUGUUACCAAGGUAGGGAGGUGUCUCUUUUUGGCAAUGGGUCCCAGAUUUUGUGGAAGGUUUUCAGUGUGUUGUGGAUUUGGGAUGUAAGGCUAUCCAUGUCUAUUGAGGCUUGUAUUUUUUUGGCUAUGACUGUCUGUGUCUGUAGGCUUGUCAUUGACCACACCUCUCCUAUUGCCCUCCGGGUGGCAAGAGCCACUCUGUCUAUGAGUUUAUUUAUGACUCAUGUGAAUGGUUCUAGAGGCUUGGAGAGCAAUAAGGCCCAUGGGUACAUGGCACAUGAUUUUCCAAGGAUUCUGGUCAGGAGAAAUGUUAUGGCUUGCCAUGUAGGUAUCAGUUUUGGGCAGGUCCACCAGUAAUGAUAAAAUGUGCCCACUUUUCUGCACAUUUUCAAGCAUAAGUUGGACAAGGAGCGGUGCAUGAUUGCCAGUCGUUGGGGUGUCAGGUACCAUCGGAAUAACAUUUUGUAUCCUUGCUCCUUACAGAGAGAGAGAGACGAGAGAGCUUCCCAGAUAGCUGACCAGUUUGACACUUCGUCUGGGGGGGGCCUAGAUCUGCUUCCCAUGUUGCGAUAUAGAAAACAAUUACCACAUUCUGAAACACUCCAAAAGUACAUUUACAAAAAGGGCUAAUUUCAUUGCAUGGGCGGUCAGAGCUUACAACCCAAAUUCCUCUUUGAAGCUGAGACCCCCCUGUCCUUUCAGAGCAAACUCUGUUUACAUCAUACAGCCCUUUGUUGUAGCAGAUAGACUCGUUGGCUCCCACAGCAGGGGGUCACUGCAGGGCAGCAUUUCCUGAUUAACACACAGAAGAGAAAAAUUCCAUUUGAAUGCAGGGGAGAUUAGACGACACAAAGUAUACUUAAGGGACAAGGUAUGAGGACUUCCAUCUCCCGUAACAGGUUGUUUAUCUCAAAGUAUGUUUUGAGGUCCUUGGUGAUGGUGUCCACGAUUUCAGUAUCAUGUAUUAGUAGGGAAUUCAGUCUCCAAUACCAAAGACAAGUCAGAUUGUGUAUAGUUAAGGUUAAAUUGAUGUCCGCGUGGUCUGACCAUGUGAUUGUGCCGAUGUCCAUUUUUGUAACUUGUGACAAGACGUUGGGAGAAAUUAGGAAGUGAUCUAGGAGUAGGAGGCAUGUUGAUGAAAGCAGGGAGCGUGCUAUCAGUACUAAGUGUUCUUUUGCACUAAGAUUUUGCAUCAAGUUGUGGUGCUGUUGGAGGGAGUCUUCAGAAUGGUUUGUUGGUGCUAUAUUUCUUAUAUUAGGAGGACCUGGUUUGUCAAGGGCCCUGAUGCAUAUAUGGUUGUCUCUUUUGAGCUGUCGCUACUGAGCAUGAGGUGAAGGGUGGGAUUGGAGGGAAGGGGAGGGAACAAGCUGGGGGGGUGAGAAAAAAAAAGAGGGGGGGAUACGGACAUACACACCCGGUUCGGCUGACCAAUACACAUAGUUAAUUGGCUUCUCUUGUGUAGAGUCCUGGUGGAAUUGGACCUGGUGGCCUUCAAUUUGUAAAGGGGUGUCUUUGGUUGCUCUCAUUACUACAUGGUAGUAGUGAAGGCGCACAAUGACAUCUCAUGGUUGGUUGACGGUGGCAGAGGGUGGUGUGGAGAGUGUAUAUGGCGACUGUUUCAGGGAUCCCCCUGAUUAUAAUAUUAUUGCGUCGUGACCUGUUGUUUAGGUCCUCCCGGGCAUUUUCCAGUGAUCUGUCUGCCUUUGAUUUCUAGGACAGUUUUGCCGUGUGCUGAGGUUGUGGACGUCCUCCCUUUUAUACUCCAGUGCCUCAGUGCAUCUGUUUAGAUCGUCUAGGCCUUCCUUGAUGGGGGCCAGAUGUCUCAUGAGUUCAGAGGCCAUAUUCUCUUUGAUGUACCGCACAAGCCCUUUUAUAUCCCUGCAUGUGACAGGUAAGGCUUUGUGGCUAGACUCGCUUGCUUCUGUGUCUGUCUCCGACUCUGACAUUUCCUCAGGCCUAGGCCUCUCUCUCUCCAUGCGGCUGUGGAAUAUCGAUGCCACGGAGGUCCCAUGCUUCAAUUUUCUCCCACUUCCCAUAGUAAAUUUUGCAUGCAGGUUUUUGGGCAGGUUUUAGGGUGAGGGUGUCGGCAGUUGCUGCUGUUUGUAGCCGCCCCCACUAUUUCAAUUUUUUUAAACUUGCAGGACCUUGCUCGCUUUGAGCACAGCUUUGGUCAUGCCCUUUUGUGCAAAUUAAAAUCAUAGUGAUAUAUAUCCAGUGGUAAGCAAUAUUAUGGUUUCCAAGAAGUUUUAUCACUAUAAAUUCCUUGCUUUUGGCUAUGGUGGCGGCUGAUAGAUCCAUAAACAGACAUAUGCUGGUGAAGGGUUCAGAAGAAGUGGUCCUCUUUCUCGAUGCUGUCAUCAGUGCAUUUCUUGACUUAGUGAAGCCUCACUACUACAUCCAUCAGACAUCUUAUGCCAGGUUUCUAGGCUCAGGUGGUGGGCCCAACCCAUCAGCCAUUCAGUUUCUAGUGCAGGGAGGUUAGCCUUAAACAAUAAUUGGUGGUACUGAAGACUGCUGAAGCCCAUCUGGGGAGAAUGAUUCAGUUAUAUUAUGUAACCUGAUGGUGAGCAGAGUCCUUGGAGUUUGCCAGUUUGGUGCCACUCCAAUAGCCCCUAUGUUAAUCUAUCCCUGGCCUCUGCUAUAUCUCCAAUGGGGAAUGGGCUAUGGAUGGGUUUGGAUCCUCAUUCAGUAUUGAAGCAUUUCAAAAUGAUUUAACAAUAAAUGGUGGGACAAGCCAGGCCCGGACUGGCCAUCGGGCAUACCGGGCAAAUGCCCGGUGGGCCGCGAUGGCCGUGGGGCCGAGGCCAGCAAGGGAGAUCACAGGAUCUCCCCGGCCGGCCCCUGCAGGGCCAGCGCUACCCGAGCGCCGGCCCUGCUGUGUGCCUCCAUGGGCCGGUGGGGAGAUCACAGAUCUCCCUCACCGGCCCACAGGCACUGUUACAGGCGGCCGCAGGCUAGGGAAGGAGGGAGGCAGGAGAGAGGACCCGGCAGAGCUCUAACAAGCAGCUCCGCCGGGUCCUCUCGCGGGAUUCUGAGCGUUGCCGCGGUUACCACGGCAACGCUCAGAUCUCGCGAGAGUGAACUCUAGCCUGCAGGCUGGAGUUCACUCUCAACACUGGACCACCAGGGAAGCAUGACAGCAUGCGCCCCCCACCCCCUCAUGGCAACACGGCUCCCCCCCCUCCCAGGCUAAAGGUAAGAAGGGGGGGGGCAUAACUUUUUUUUUUUAAUUAUUAAUAAUUAUUAAUUAUUAUAAUUAUUAAUAAAAUAAAAAAAAUAUAUAUUUAAAAUAAUUACCCUAACAGCCCCCCCAGACACACACACACAGCCCCCCAGACACAGACAGCCCUAGGACACACACAGCCCCCCACACACAGCCCCCACACACAGCACCCAGACACACACACAGCACCCCCACACACACACACACACAGCACCCAGACACACACACACACAGCAACCCAGACACACACACACACACAGCACCCAGACACACACACACACAGCAACCCCCAGACACACACACACACACACAGCAACCCCAGACACACACACACAGUGACCCCCACACACACACACAGCAAUCCAGACACACACACACAGCACCCAGACACACACACACAGCAACCCCAGACACACACACAGCAACCCCAGACACACACACACAGCAACCCCAGACACACACACAACACAGCACCCAGACACACACACAACACCCAGACACACACACACAGCAACCCCAGACACACACACACACACAGCACCCCCAGACACACACACACACAGCACCCAGACACACACACACAGCACCCCCAGACACACACACACAGCACCCCAGAUACACACACACAGCACCCCACAGACGCACACAACACCCUCAGACAGACAGCACCCUCACUCCCACACACAUACAGCACAUAUAUAUUAUAUAAAAUAACCUUCAGUGAGUUAACAGACAAAAUUAGAAACCCAGACGGCAGAUAAAAACACCCUCACACACAGCACUCCUCUUACACAAACACGCUGCGCACCUCACACAUACAAUACGUCCAAAUAUAUUAUACACACACACACACUACAGCACCCCUCACACUGCACCACUACACACAUUACGCUCCAGAUACACGCUAGAUCCCUUACCUUAUAUGCACUCUUAAUCCUCUACACACACACACAAUCUUCUAUACACACUCUGGGUCCUUUACACACUAGAUCUCUUACACACACACUGCAAACACAUACAACAUUCUCUAAACACACCCUCUCUACACACAGUAGUGUGUGUGUAUAAGUGACACACACUACGUCACCUAAACACACACACUACUGCCCGUAUGCACACACUCGCUACAUCCCCUAUAACACUAUGCCCCUAUACACGCACUCUCUACAGCCCCUAGCCACACAUAUUACACCACAAAAUUGACCUAUUUACACAAUACCACACCACACUCUACACACAGGCAAUCCCACAAGCAUGCGCCAAACACAUGCACCAUACACUUUCCUGGCCCUUUUGUCCUCUGGCAUCCCACUUGUGGAGACACCAGAGACAAUUUAAAAGCAAACACAGCGCAAGCAUGUUAUUACAUUUGCUUGCGCUGCGCAGAACAAAUACAGGGCCUUUUUCUAAUGCUAGAGCUCUUCAGCGGGGCUCUGCGCAUUGAACCAACAUGCUCACUUUCAGAGGGGGUGUACUUGUCAUUAGUGAUGACAAACACACCCUCUCUGGCCCCGCCCCCUUUUUGGGGGGCCGCUCUAAUUGAAAAAUGCCCGGGCCUAAUUUUUUUCCCAGUCCGGCCCUGGGACAAGCAAUACAAUCUCUUCAAUGAGAUGACAUGGAGUGUGAGGGGCCUAUUAAUCUAUGUUAUUUAAUUUUAUCUGGUCAAUACAAUAUCAGCAUAAAGGGCAUAUAAAGCGCAUCACACCCAAAAGUGCUGUGUUGGAUUUAAACUACAUCUAAAUAGUAAAGGAAACUCUUGACCUUGUCUGAGUGCUUUUAUACAGUGUGUUGCUGCUGGAUGAUUGGUUAGUUAAAUAUUUGCAUGAAUGAGCUAAUAUACAGUAACUAAUAAAGUAGUCUCUGCAUGUAUUUUUCAUAUAAAUGUUAUGCUUUUUAACAUAAAAAGUUAAAUAUUUCAAAAAUCUUUGAUAGAAAACACUUUACAAAAUAUUGGUAAACCUAAUGAUUACUUCCAUCAAUUAAACUUUUUUUUAAUUUUAUAAACACACAUUAAACAGCAUGCAGCUCAGAAUGAAAUACUCACCCUUUAUUAAGUAAUUGCUCUCUGCUAUGAUUAAAUCACUUUAUAAUAUUAAUUCUUUAUUAACUUUUUUGAUGCAGCCACUGGGAUGACAAUGAGCCUAAUAAUUUCAAUGGGAUUGAGUACUGCGGAGAAAUCCGUUAUUUGGGCUGGAAUGAUGCAUCCUGCGAUUCUGAAAAGAACAUUAUCUGCAUGAAAACAUUAAGCUGCUGA